CGGGCGUGUAUAUGCAUUUUCGCUUACAGGUGGUUGUAAAAAUUUCAGGGAGACACCAUGGCCAUCCUUAGCAACAUCGCAGUCGUUCUGGUUCUUGUCUGCAUCGCUCACCAGGUCUUGGUGACCGACUGUCAACGGGGCCAGGGUAAAAAGGGCAAAAAUGACGGUCGGAGAAGCGACAGGGGGAACAAAGAGGGUCCACCAAAGACGCCCCCAGAUACACCAGCUGACAACAGCGGACAGAAGACACAAGGUGGAAAGGGGGUUUUUAAGGGGAAGAUUUCUCACAAGGACAAGACGCAGUGCACCUGGGUGGCGACCGGAGAGGACACGUUCACCCUUGGCGUUAACUGCAAGAAAGGAAGGGACACUUUUGACUGCGAGUACACGGCAAGACCCGCGACGUGCCCCCGGUAUGCGUCCGGUGUCAGAGCCUACUGGAAACAGAUUGGCCGCGCUUUGAAGAAGCAGAAAGCUCUGUGCAAGGACCCCGCGGCGCUUGUUAAAGCCGGUAUGUGUAGAAAUGCCCCAAAGGACGCGCAUUUCAAACUUAAUAGCGCACUGCUUACGCACCUACAAACCACACAGCCGCCUCCAUCAUCGGACGGUAAGCAGUGCGGUGACGGUGAAAACACGGUGCAAGAGUACUGCAGCGGUCCUUGGUCAAGUGUCUGUACUUUCUUUUAUUCAAUGUUUCAAACCGAGGACUGCUGA
Molecule: messenger RNA, 714 nt
Organism: Megalops cyprinoides (Indo-Pacific tarpon)
Lineage: Eukaryota; Metazoa; Chordata; Actinopteri; Elopiformes; Megalopidae
Product: fibroblast growth factor-binding protein 1-like
Exons: 2
Coding region: 58-714 (218 amino acids)
Biological process (GO): cell-cell signaling
Molecular function (GO): growth factor binding
Source: RefSeq, a predicted model, not a curated record